AAUAAGCAUGCAUGACGUUGGUCUCCAAGACUACAUCAUGGUAUAAAUGGACAAAGGCGCAGUAGACAUUACAGAGCGGUCAGAGAAGGGAAAGAACAUGCAGCUGUUAAGAGUUCCACUCUGCUUACCUUUACUGGUUUUAACAUGCUGGGCAGUUCUUCAUGGCGUCUCAGGGUCGUGCUCGAAUAACGGUGAUUGCCAGCAUUCAGGCACAUGCGACACAAGCGCCAGCACCUGUGACUGUACUCAUACUGGGUAUGAUGGUGACAACUGUGAAAAUGACAUUGAUGAGUGCAGUACAAGUGCUGAUGUCUGCGAUACAAACGCCGACUGCACAGACACGGAAGGAUCCUUCACCUGCACAUGCAAGUCUGGCUAUGUUGGAGAUGAAAAGACUUGCACACUUGGCGUGUGCUCCUCUAAUGGCAACGAAUGUUUAAAUGGUGGGACAUGUAAUAUCCCCUCGGGCGAAGCUGCUAGUACAUGUAGCUGUGCAGCUGGAUAUACUGGUACACUUUGUGAAACCGACAUUGAUGAGUGCAAUACAAAUGCUGAUGACUGUGAUACAAACGCCGACUGCACAGACACGGAAGGAUCCUUCACCUGCACAUGCAACUCUGGCCAUGUUGGAGAUGGAAAGACUUGCACAGAGGGUGUAUGUUCUGAGGGUGGGACAGAAUGCGUCAAUGGAGGAGCAUGUGACACAAGCAGCACCCCCACCAAGUGUAAAUGUGCGGACGGUUACACAGGAGACACCUGUCAGAAUGUUGGAGGUACGGUGAAGAUUUCAGCAUACUUAAUGGCGUUGACUGUUCUCACCUUUUUCGUCAUCCUGUGAAAUGACCACAAACUGACUGCCGCAACCUGCUGGAACUGAGUUCUUGUUUGAGGUGUUGAAAUGAAAUAUGCUUAUGAACGAUAUUAGGGAACAGAAUUUGGGCGAAUCAUGGGACAUUCGGCAAAGUUUUCAUCACACCAGAUACUAAAAUGUCACGCAUUGAAAUUAUUUUAAAUCAAAGAUAUUUACUUUUAAGGAAACAUUAUUCUGCUAUAAUUACAAUUUUUCGUUAUUUUGCUAUAUGUGUAUAUCGUUGCUAACUUAUUCCGUUUUGUUCGAAUCAAAGUAUGCAUUAGUUUGUUGUGUUCACUCUCCUUUGUUCUAUUACCAUAAAAUGGUGACAUUUGAUUUACGUGGAAAAAUCACUGACUAUGUACUGAUUGUUAUCAUCUCACUGUAGGUAAAAAGGCAAAAUUCCUCCCUGCAUACUUCGGCUACUGAUCACAUGUUACUGAUGACGUGGACCUCUCUCCGAGUGACCACUGACACAGAGUGAAUGUGAUCUACUUUUUACCUAUAGUGACACUCAAUAUCCACUUAAAAAUCUUCAGAUGCACAGUAAUGUUUUAUUUCCUAUUUUUGUAACUCUUAACGAAUAAACAUCACCUGCAAG
Molecule: messenger RNA, 1451 nt
Organism: Haliotis rufescens (red abalone)
Lineage: Eukaryota; Metazoa; Mollusca; Gastropoda; Lepetellida; Haliotidae
Product: neurogenic locus notch homolog protein 1-like
Exons: 7
Coding region: 47-838 (263 amino acids)
Biological process (GO): establishment or maintenance of epithelial cell apical/basal polarity; heterophilic cell-cell adhesion
Cellular component (GO): protein-containing complex; plasma membrane
Molecular function (GO): calcium ion binding
Source: RefSeq, a predicted model, not a curated record